AGAAAUCAUACGUCCGAGAGUGAUCUUUCGGGAAGCAGGAAGUUCGUCUCCACGAGCAAGCUGCAUCUGUGCCGCCAACAUGCAGAAUCUACCCCCAGCCAAAGAGAGGGGUAACAUGAGCGCCCUCAGAACUCAUAAAAGUCGCGAAAGAGCACCGGAAAACGAAAGAAAUGAUUUCUUCGGAAUUGAGAAAAUUUGCAAACUUUCAGCAGGCGUCUGUGUGAGAUCUCACAAUGAGUAACGCUGAGACCGCUCGCCCAGUGGCCGCAGGCCCUGUCAUCGUCGCUGAAGAGAGGGAAUGGGAUGAUAGUUCUUCAGACCACGGAUCUAGCUUCGCAUCAUCGACCACCAGCUUGAAUAGCUCCAUCUUCCAACAUCGACUUGAAAAUGGCAGAACCUACCAUAAGUACAAAGAUGGCAAGUACCAUUGGCCCAACGACGAGAAAGAAUCCGAUAGACUGGACCUGCAGCACAACUUGUUCCUUCUUACGUUUCACUUCAAGCUGGGACUCGCCCCGCCUAGUGCGCAAGAUUCUGGCGUCAAGCGCGUUCUCGAUGUCGGUACUGGCACUGGUCUUUGGGCGAUCGAAUUUGCAGAUGAACACCCCGAGGCCGAGGUUUAUGGCGUUGAUCUCUCGCCUGUUCAGACGUCAGCAGUUCCUCCCAACGCCAAGUUCGAAGUUGAUGAUAUUGAGGAGCCAUGGACGUAUCAUGUGCCAUUUGACUAUAUCCACACAAGGAUGAUGACAUCCAGCGUGUCUGAUUGGAGCAAGCUUUUCAAACAAGCCUUUAAACAUCUCGAGCCUGGCGGGUAUCUGGAAAUCCAAGAAGCCGACCUUCACCCUCAUUGUGACGACGGUACCCUGAAACCAGAUCAUGCAAUGACGAAGUGGCUGAAGCUUCUUGGUGAGGCGAUGGAGAUUUUCGGCCGGCCUUUUGUCGACAUCCCUGGUCUCGUAGCCGUAAUGGAAGAAGUCGGAUUCGUCGAUGUAACUAUUGAGACUUACAAGUGGCCCAUCAAUGAAUGGCCCAAGGACUCUCAUUAUAAAGAGAUCGGGACCUGGACGCAUGCCAACUUCAUGGAAGGUCUGGAGGCCUGGACUUUGGCGCCCUAUACCCGAGCCCUGAACUGGACGAAAGAGGAGGUCUUUGUCUUCCUGGCCGAGGUACGGUCCAAUUUGAAGAACCGGAACAUUCAUGCCUACUGGCCAAUUUACUCAAUUUACGGAAGGAAACCUGGAGAGAAGAAGAAGACAACAGCGACGGAGGAGCCAGCGACGCAAGAGUAAGAAACGACGCUAUAGCAGGCACUUUUCCAUCUAUACACAGACAAUUCAAUGUGACUAUGAUUCUCUCCUAUGGCUCACCUCACGUAUUAAAGCCUUCCUAUUCGUCACUUCGUGAAGGGAUAAACUGCGGCCCCUGAAAUCUGCUCAAAGCGUUAGGAGACUAGAAGACAAAUGCCGAAGACUGAAUCUUCACAUAAAUUGUCAAAUCAUGCAGCCGCUAAAGGAAGUGCCCAUGCCUUCGUGUGUAAAACUUUCUUGAACCAUCUCUCGGACCGCCCAAUCUAUCCGUCGUAACGACCGAUAUCUGUGGCUGGAACAAUUGGACCUAUCAGGGGUUCUAAGCGAACUAUUUCUAUCACAUAUGGCUUCUUGUUUGCCCUGUCAUUCUAUGCGCGCGUAAAGCAAAC
Messenger RNA from Colletotrichum acutatum, 1696 nucleotides. RefSeq names its product S-adenosyl-L-methionine-dependent methyltransferase. The transcript has 9 exons. Bases 234 to 1289 code for a protein of 351 amino acids. The record is from RefSeq and is a predicted model, not a curated record. NCBI's taxonomy places the organism in Eukaryota, Fungi, Ascomycota, Sordariomycetes, Glomerellales, Glomerellaceae. Gene Ontology annotation, molecular function: methyltransferase activity.